AUGUCUGAAAAUAUUGAAAAUGUUCGUCCAAAAAUUCUCAAAAUUCUGAGUGGUUCAGGAGAACUCGACAGAAUACAAGAAAUAAUCAAUACCCUAAGUGCCGAUAAGAAAAAUUUAGAAAAAGAAAUAGAAUUUUUAAAAUCAAACAAUCCUCU
Messenger RNA from Racocetra persica, 155 nucleotides. The record is from the annotation of a GenBank genome assembly. NCBI's taxonomy places the organism in Eukaryota, Fungi, Glomeromycota, Glomeromycetes, Diversisporales, Gigasporaceae.